Cyprinodon variegatus (sheepshead minnow) is the source of this 1344-nucleotide messenger RNA. RefSeq names its product opsin-5-like (gene opn7a). The transcript is spliced from 5 exons. The record is from RefSeq and is a predicted model, not a curated record. Gene Ontology annotation, biological process: visual perception; G protein-coupled receptor signaling pathway. Gene Ontology annotation, molecular function: G protein-coupled receptor activity. Lineage: Eukaryota; Metazoa; Chordata; Actinopteri; Cyprinodontiformes; Cyprinodontidae. The coding region runs from base 1 to 1344 and encodes 447 amino acids. Gene Ontology annotation, cellular component: membrane.
AUGGGGAUUUUGGCUGAAGGCAUGGCAUUCCACUCCAGCAUACCUGUGCCUCUGGAUAUAACUGUGGCCGUGGUCUACUCUGUUUUUGGGAUAUGUUCACUAUUUGGAAAUACUACAUUGCUGUAUAUCUCCUACAAGAAAAAACACCUUCUGAAACCUGCAGAGUAUUUCAUCGUCAAUCUCGCUGUUAGUGACCUGGGUCUCACCAUGUCACUUUAUCCCAUGGCCAUAACCUCAAGUUUCUACCACAGGUGGCUGUUUGGGAAAACAUUGUGUUCCUUAUAUGCAUUCUGUGGCAUGCUCUUUGGCCUCUGCAGUCUGACCACUCUAACCCUACUAAGCAUUGUCUGCUUUGUGAAAGUUUGCUAUCCCCUCUAUGGAAACAGGUUUAAGCCUCUUCAUGGCCAACUGCUCAUCGCCUGUGCUUGGGUUUAUGCACUGCUGUUUGCCUGCUCCCCACUGGUCCACUGGGGAGAGUACGGACCAGAACCCUACGGCACCGCCUGCUGCAUUGACUGGCGCUUGUCCAAUAAGCUUAGCAUAGCCCGCUCGUACACCGUAGCACUCUUUGUUUUCUGCUACAUCCUUCCAUGCUGUGUAAUUGUUGCAUCAUACACAGGCAUCCUGGUCACCGUGCAAACAUCCAGGAAGACCAUGGAGAAGCAUGCAUCAAGACAGACAAACAUGAGCAGCAUCCAGACAAUUAUAAUUAAGCUAAGUGUUGCUGUCUGCAUUGGCUUCUUUGCGGCGUGGAGUCCCUAUGCUGUCGUUUCCAUGUGGGCUGCCUUUGGAGAAAUAGAAGACAUCCCUCCUCUUGCGUUUGCAAUGCCUGCUAUGUUUGCCAAGUCAUCAACCAUCUACAACCCAAUCAUCUACCUUAUUCUGAGACCUAAUUUCCGCAGAAUCAUGUACAGGGACCUGGGUACAUUAUUUCAAAGAUGUCUGAAAGGAUGCCUCAUCUUCAAGGGCCAAACAAAGUGUUGCCCAAAACCAAACAUCAUGCUCAGACGUCACAUAGCCCACAGACAAACCAACCAGUUCCCCUUAUCUAUCUCCUCUACUCAGCCACCUCUAGUAAACCUAAAGGAUCUCAGGUGCCAGAGAUGUACGGACAGUUACGAAUGCUGCAAAAACUAUCCUCAGGUGUGUGGAAACACUAAUCUACCCACCAAUUCAGACUCAUCAAUCGAAAGAGAAACUCCAGUGUUACAAACAAUCGGUCAGAUGUGUGAGAAUGAGCCUUCUAAGAAGUCCCUAAUAGCCACCGUAAGGACUUCAGAUACAAACUAUUUCAAUAUCAGCUUUGAGAUGGCUCCAAGGUACAUGAAAGAGGCUUGGCCCUGA